GAGGCACGUGGGGAUUCUUGGCCUUCUUCAGUGGAAGUAACGCUAAAAAUAGGCAUCAAUCUCAUGCUGCAGAAGGUGCUAUCAGUGGCUUUCCUAGCAGGCCCCAAAUGGCCUUGAACAGCCCUGAAAAAGAGCGCUGCUCAGCACUUGCAUGUCUGGAGGAGGUCACACCUCUCACCGUGAAGGUUCUGCAGAGGGGAAGGGAGAACUGAACCUGUGGGCUCUGCACACAUGAGUGGUUGUGCUAUGUGUCCUUAAGGUUGCCAGAGAACAUAAAAAUAUCGCCAGUCUGUUUCUGAGCCUCAGACGGUUAUGGGUGCUUAUGACCAGUCGCGAGUAUGUCAUUUUAAAAGACAUAUAUCCACCUUGUCUUAACAGCAUGAUCUCAAGCUUACAGUGAAUAAUGCAUUGGAACAUGCACGAACUGAGGAGGAAAAAGGAAUUGAGCUGCUGUUGCUUUAACGAGUGGAUUACUGCCACAUCCCUGAGAUAUCUAAAUGAUGGUUUUGUACACUCGUCAUGACAUGUGGAUGAACUGCAGGAUCAAAACUUUCCAUUCUAAUUGAAAUAACAAGAAAAGUCAUCUCACGCGCUCAGACAAACUGUGGUUUCAUCAGCUGCCUUCUUUUGAUCUGCAUAACAGCCUCCCCAGGUGAAGAUGUCUAACAAUGGAGUUGAAACAGAAGACAAACCACCCGCUCCUCCGAUGAGAAAUACCAGCACUAUGAUUGGAUCGGGAAGCAAAGAUGCUGGGACUUUAAACCAUGGUUCAAAACCUUUGCCUCCCAACCCAGAAGAAAAGAAAAGGAAGGAUCGAUUUUACCGAGCUAUUUUACCAGGAGAUAAAACCAAUAAAAAGAAAGAGAAAGAACGGCCAGAGAUCUCCCUCCCUUCAGACUUUGAACACACAAUUCAUGUGGGGUUUGAUGCAGUCACUGGAGAAUUCACAGGAAUGCCAGAGCAAUGGGCACGUUUACUGCAGACUUCCAACAUCACAAAGUCAGAGCAGAAGAAGAACCCCCAGGCAGUGCUGGAUGUAUUGGAGUUUUACAACUCCAAGAAGAUCUCUAACAGCCAGAAGUACAUGAGUUUCACAGAUAAAUCAACAGAGGAUUACAAUUCAUCAAAUACUUUGAAUGUAAAGGCUGUCUCUGAGACUCCUGCAGUGCCCUCAGUGUCUGAAGAUGAAGAUGAUGAAGAUGAUGCAGCUCCACCCCCUGUGAUAGCUCCACGACCUGAACACACAAAAUCUAUAUACACUCGCUCUGUGAUAGAACCUCUUCCUCCUCCUACCAGAGAUGUGGCAACCUCUCCUAUUUCUUCUCCCACGGAAAACAGCACCACAGCACCUGACAUGCUGAUCAGGAACACGGAGAAACAAAAGAAAAAGCCAAAAAUGUCAGAUGAAGAGAUCUUGGAGAAAUUAAGAAGUAUCGUGAGUGUGGGUGAUCCAAAAAAGAAGUACACGUGUUUUGAGAAGAUUGGACAAGGAGCUUCAGGUACAGUUUACACGGCAAUGGAUGUAGCUACAGGACAGGAGGUUGCAAUCAAGCAGAUGAAUUUGCAGCAGCAGCCCAAAAAAGAACUGAUUAUUAAUGAAAUCCUUGUGAUGAGGGAAAACAAGAACCCUAACAUUGUCAACUACCUGGACAGUUACCUUGUAGGAGAAGAGCUCUGGGUGGUCAUGGAGUACUUGGCAGGAGGCUCCCUAACAGAUGUUGUGACAGAAACCUGCAUGGAUGAAGGACAAAUUGCAGCUGUGUGCCGAGAGUGUCUUCAAGCUCUGGAAUUCCUCCAUUCGAACCAAGUUAUUCACAGAGACAUCAAGAGUGACAACAUCCUGCUGGGAAUGGAUGGCUCUGUCAAACUGACUGACUUCGGUUUCUGUGCUCAGAUCACUCCUGAGCAGAGCAAACGCAGCACCAUGGUGGGGACCCCAUACUGGAUGGCACCUGAAGUGGUGACGCGGAAGGCAUAUGGACCCAAAGUGGAUAUCUGGUCGUUGGGAAUAAUGGCCAUUGAGAUGAUCGAAGGAGAACCUCCCUACCUCAAUGAGAACCCCCUGAGAGCCUUGUAUCUCAUUGCUACUAACGGGACUCCAGAACUGCAGAAUCCAGAAAAGCUUUCACCCAUAUUCCGAGACUUCUUAAAUCGCUGUCUUGAAAUGGAUGUGGAAAAGAGAGGUUCUGCAAAGGAGCUGCUACAGCACCAGUUCCUGAAAAUUGCAAAGCCUCUAUCCAGCCUGACUCCUCUGAUUAUUGCAGCUAAAGAGGCAGCCAAGAACAACCAUUAACAUGGUGGGCUCAAACCAGUCGUCGUGUCAAGAUUUUUAGAUGUUCAUUUCAGAGAAUGAAUUGCCUGCAUCUCUCCCCUUCUGCUCCUUCUUCACAGGGGUGUUCUUAAAACUUUGAUCUGCCCUGGAGUGUGGCAGAGGUAUUGUUCACUGGAUGUGAAAGGGCGUGCAACAGGGAUAUUGCUGGUCUUAAAUAGCAAACAGUCUUUCCAUCCUCGUGGUGGGGGUGAGAGAGGAAGAGUAUUUUGUAUGGUUGAGAAGAUCUUUCUGAGAAUGUCUGAACCUGACCUACACAUAGCGAAGCCAGUUUGUUUCCGUAUUUCUUACUGUGUUUAUUUUUAAAAAUAAUGUGGAGCCUUAGACCAUGUUUAUCUUAAUAAAUUAAAUCUUUUGCUGGCUGGAUUUUCCCUGCUUCUGCCAAGCUGCUGCUACACCACUGAGGCUGCUCUGUGCUUUGAAUGACUUGAGGGAAGCAAGCAGGCAGCAGAAAUGUGAACAGCUGUAUCAACUGAAAGGGGAACGAGGGUGUAAAUACACGUCCCUCCUACAACACUGCUGGGUGCUUUGAGGGAGCACGGAGAAAGCCUCUGUGCUUCCUGAAGCCACUGGAGAACUUAAUGAAUAAUAUUUUUGCCAAAUUCUGUGAAUUGGAGCCCUCUCUUUAGUUUCAACUCAACUAGUUAAACCAGUUUCAAAUAUUGCUGAUGUUCUGGAAGGUAAAUCACAGGAAAAAAUGACAGCAAGCUCUUUUAGGGUUGUGAAGCUUCUUAGUGACCCUUGCCCUGUAUGAUAAAGCAAACAGAGCAAUUACUGUUAUAAAGAUAAGACUCACCCGCAAAAUGAUGUUGAAAACUUCUUUCUUGGAGCAAGUCUAAUGGAAAACAAACUGAUUGUGGAUGCUGCUUUCUUGGAGACGUGGGGACGUUAAUUUUUUUAAAUGAUAGUAGUUUCUUUAUGCUACUGAUGCCUUUGUUUGCUAAUAGUCUGUAAAAUAACAGAAAACGUGGAACCUCUAGAGGAAUUGGUUGUAAACACUGGGCUUUUGUUCAACUGUAUACUGAUUUUUAAUAAAAGGACUGACGAGUUUCUUAACUUGAGGCUGAUGGAAGAUUGGAGAGUUCACUGUCAUCAGACAAGUCUGUCAGAUGAGAUUAUUGUUCGUAUUGUCACCAGUUGCUGGAAUGUGUUGUAUGAAGUAAUAUAUAACUUUGUAUCUUACCCUUUCUUCUGCAGUGCUUUGCAAUAGCAAGUGGCUCUAAAGGGAGUAACUUUAAGCAUAGAGAAAAUUGAUAAAAGAUCUGUAUUAUAAUUGCUGCUUUGGUCAUUUAUGGGAUGAGUUUAAACCUGUUCUGGAGUAACCUCAUCUCUUUCCAAAGCACUUGUGUUGCACAGAAACUCAUUCCUGCUUCUUGUAUAGACCUGCUGCUGGCUCAGCCCUUUCUUCCCUGCACCUGGAUUUUAAUUCAAAUGUUUUUCUCCUAUUAGCUCCAUAAUACCUGACAGCUCUUACACUGGUUUAAUUGAGUGUAGAUAGAGUCUGUGAGGUCUUCUGCCUUCUCCUGUCCUUUGUGCUUCAAGGUGGUCACUGUUUGACACAAGUCUGAAGUCCAUUGCUGAAAUCUGCAGCCCCUCUCACUUUGUGUAUAUGCAGCUUAUCUUCUUGUAGUAUUAAGAGUUUCCCCUCACAAAACUUGUAUCCAAAGGCAAAAUAGUAAAGCUGCCAGCCAGGAGAGGGAUAUGGUCUGUUGGUGAGCUUUGGUGAAGCUUGGUCUGCUUGGAGCUUUGGUAAAGAAGGUUGUGAUAUGGAAGGCCAAUACCCUUGAAUAAUUCCCUUUGAUACAGAAUUUAUAUUUCCUCUGGAAGAGUCAAGAUGGCAUAUGUGGGAAGAAAAGAAAGAAUUAGGGGUUAGAUCCCACUUGAUCUAAAAUCUCAUAUGGCUCAGGACAGAUUUGGCAAUUGACUUUUUUUUGACAGCACAGUAUUAGAUCUGAUUUACAAAUGUGUUUAAUGUUUCUGAUUUUUUUUUAACUCCUUUCCCUAUUCCAUCUUCUGCAUCCCAUUGGCAUGAGAACCUCAAUGCAGAUACGCCCUGAGAGCACACAUGUGAGAAGUCCUGCAGCAGGACUUCUGCUAGAUUUCCCCAAAGACGGUAGAGAGUUAUUUGUAUGUCUUCAAGAUGCUCUUCUGCAUUCUCUGUAGCAUAGUGGAAAGGACAUGGCAGGAACGGCUGUUUAUCCCUCUUAUGGUUUCUCUUAGCUGCUGGAGAGAGGGUUUGCCAAAAGUCUUUCGUUCUCCACCGGGGAGCUGCAAGACUGCGACCACAGAAGUGUCCCAGGCUACAAUGCACUUGGACCUAGUUUCAAGUUAACAGGCACAUCAUGUUUUUAUGCUCUUAGAAAAUCUUUAUAAAAAUUCCUGACUACUGUAAGUUUAGGAGAAUGGGAUUGUGUUGUUUUUGUUACUCUGAGAUACCCCCUUUCCUCCACACUCUCUCCAUGCAUCGCUCAACAUCAGUACCUGUGAUAGAUUUGGUGUAGCCAUUUAUGGCACCGUCCUGUCUAUGAGGGGCUCUUAAAUAGCGACUCUGAUUUAAAAAUUAAACCUCUGGGGCUUAUUUUUUUGAAAACGUCUUGACUCUGCUGUGAUUUGGAAGCAACUCCAACUAGAGAACUUCUUUGGUGGCUUUGGGUUUGUUUUUUUUUUUUUUUACAUACUUGAUGAACUGAUUUGCCUGAAUUGAAAACAUUUUUAAUCAAACCCCUUAAUAAUUUAUGUGUCUGAUAAUAAUGAAGUCUCUCUUCUGUGUUAGGCCAUGAAAUAUUAAAUUGAGUAUCCUUUCAGAAAAUUGGCUUCCUUUUUGAGGGAUCUCAAGCAAUCCUAUACUAAAAAUGAUAUAACAUGCUACAACUUACAAAGCGCUUGGUGGAGGGAGGGGCUGGAACUCUUAUGAAACACAGAAGAUUGUCUUAUUCAAGAAGUAACUAGUAACGUUGACAAGAUGCUUCCUGUAUUUCAAGAAUUGAUGUUGAUUUACCUCUAGGUUUUCUUUAGACAAAUAAUUGAUUCGGGUUUCACCAGGGCCAAGAGUUUGUGUUAGAGGUGUGCACAGAGUCCUGUGUGCCUUGAAGAAGGCAAGUUGUGAUGCUGAGAUUGAGGAGCUGAGGUGGGGAUGGAGGGGAUGGCAGUACUUGCUAAUUUAGUUGCAGCAGCGGUAGCACACCUUUAGCCAUCCCUAAAAUGUCUUAAUUGAAUGGAUGUGUUUUUAAAGGACAGAUCUGGCUGAUGAUUUAUUACAGGUUCUUCUCUAGACAGGCAUUAUGCUCCUACCAAACUGCUUCCCCCUUUUAAACAAAAGGGGUGCACGGUUUUCUGCAGCAAGGAGGCUCCUUGAGAAAGGAGGUUUCCAUGGAGACACUUACUUGACUUAAACGAUCUGGUUAGGGCUUGAGAAGAGGCUUGGGGGGGCAAACACUGCAUUGACACAAACCCCACUGUUUUGCAAAGCAACUGGGAUUGCUGCAGCGUUUUGUUUCCAACUUGAUGCCCCUUUCCAGGGGCCUGGUUUUGAGAAAGUGCCAAAUAUGUUGUUUGGUCAGCAAUGUGAGGCGUGUAAAAGGCUGCUGUGUCUUAGCUGAGUUGUCUGUUACUAUCCCAAUUCAUCCGUCUCUCAAAAUGCUGCAGGUUGGUAUAAGUAGGGCACGUUUGCAGCGAUGUACUGUUCAAGAAUGGAUUGCAAUGGCCUGUAAAUAGCUACUGGCUUCCUUAAAGCCUGCCACCAUUGGCUGACGGUAAAAUUGAUCCAGACCAAAGUCCAAGAAUAUUAUUUGCUUGAACCUGAUUCCUAAUUAAGAGCUUGUAUAAUUCAUUUAUUCAGUGGAUAACUAUGUAUUCAAUGUAAAAAUUGUUAAAGGUAAAAUCUGAUUCUCCAUUUUUCCACUGUAAAAUAAUGGGACUUUUUAAUGGCUUCUUAUUUCAACAGUAAUAGACAAUCUGUAGAUAUAUUUUGGGUCUGUAAGCCCAACUGGAUCAAGCGUAUGGAUAAUCAAUGCUCUAGGAUCUCAUUGUUUGUUGUUAAUGACAUCUCACAAUGUCAAAGAUGGGAUCUUGGAGAAGCAGCUGCCAACUUGGACAGCGAAUAGCCAACAGUAACGAAACUGCAAUACAGAUGGGAGCUGGACAGAAGCUCACCACCAAAAGGGAUGCCUGCAGAGAAUUGGCGGGAAGAGCUAUAGAAGAUGAUGGAGUUGAUCCAAGGGGUGCUGGAGCAGGAUGAAGUAAAGGUUAAAACCUCAAUUACAGAAUUACUGAGGAGAUUGAGGGAGUGCCACAGCAGCCUGCUGCCUCUCAGAACAGCAUCGGCUGAGCUAGAGGAGCAGAAAGAAGCCUGGAUAAGAAAAUGUGCCACAAGUUGAGACUGGAGCAGCAAUAUGGCUUUGACUCACAGCCCAUGCUAAGAGAGGUGGAUCUAAUCCAGAAGGUUAACAAAAAUGACAAAAUUCAGCCAAAACAGGAAUGUGGGAGCUACAGCGGAGGAGAUGGCCUUGAUGUGCCAAAGAACUGAAGAGGCAGGCCAGAUUUCACGGGUACAUGAAACAGCAGAAGCAAAUUUAACUCGAGCUUCUGUGGACAACAAGCAGCUUGUUCCUGUUGCCUUGCAGCAGUGGUACAGUGUCUUUUUUGUGAUCUGCACUGUUUUGGGAUUGUGUCAGCAGCCAUCGGGCUUUGGUCUUGUGUUUGUAAAAAGACUUUUUGCUCUGCAUCUACUGAUUUCUGACUUCAAUUUUCGUCUGUUGGAUGAUGUCUUUAUGUCAUGUCCCACCUGGUAGUACAGGGACUGUUGCCAUUUCAAAAUCAGCUAGAUAAUGUGUUUCUCUUUGUACUGCUUUGGCUUGACUCUCCCGUAGUGCCAGGUUAACUCUCCUGUAGUGCCAGGUUUGUUUUAAUAUGUGAGGUCAGCUCAGCCAUUUUAAAAAUAAAAAUGAAACCUUAAAUAAA
Cuculus canorus (common cuckoo) is the source of this 7288-nucleotide messenger RNA. It is a transcript of the gene PAK1, whose product is annotated as p21 (RAC1) activated kinase 1. The transcript has 19 exons. Gene Ontology annotation, molecular function: protein serine/threonine kinase activity; ATP binding. Gene Ontology annotation, biological process: regulation of actin cytoskeleton organization; regulation of axonogenesis; intracellular signal transduction. Bases 659 to 2293 code for a protein of 544 amino acids. Gene Ontology annotation, cellular component: cytoplasm. NCBI's taxonomy places the organism in Eukaryota, Metazoa, Chordata, Aves, Cuculiformes, Cuculidae. The record is from RefSeq and is a predicted model, not a curated record.